AUGGAGGCACAGUUCAUAAGUAGACACCACAAGCACCAGCCUAAAGGGAACCAGUGUUCUUCUUCUGUUGUCAAGCACAUCAAAGCCCCGGUUGAUAUUGUUUGGCGGUUGGUUAGGGGAUUUGAUCAACCACAGAAGUACAAGCCCUUUAUUAGCAGGUGCUCCACUCAGGGUGAUCUAAAGAUUGGAAGUGUCCGAGAAGUGAACGUAAAAUCAGGACUUCCUGCCACGACCAGCACUGAGAGGCUGGAACUGCUCGAUGACAACGAGCACAUUCUCGGGAUUAAAAUUGUUGGUGGUGAUCACAGGCUAAAGAAUUACUCUUCAAUCAUUACUGUUCAUCCUGAGAUAAUUGAUGGGAAACACGGAACCUUAGUUAUUGAAUCCUUUGUGGUGGACGUGCCUGAAGGAAACACUAAAGAAGAGACAUGCUACUUUGUGAAUGCUCUGAUCAACUGCAACCUGAAGUCUUUGGCCGAUGUUUCACAGCGAAUGGCAAUGCAGGAUUCAAUUAAACCCGUCAAUCGAUUCUGA
Fraxinus pennsylvanica is the source of this 534-nucleotide messenger RNA. NCBI's taxonomy places the organism in Eukaryota, Viridiplantae, Streptophyta, Magnoliopsida, Lamiales, Oleaceae. The record is from the annotation of a GenBank genome assembly.